AUGCAUGUAGGGUAUUUGUCAUACGCUGUGGAUUGGUGUACACUGACAAAGCAGUAUUAUUCAGAUUCUGUAUAUUCUGAUAUAAUUCGACCAAAACUUCAACCUCCUUUUCCUUCCUCCUAUCAAACGGAUGAUGCUUCUGAAGAUCCUUUGGAUGAAAUUGUACGAAGCUCACUCAAAGCGCGAACUGUUCCCGACUCUCUGAAUGCUAAAGAGUCUAGUCCCAUGGCAGUUAACCAUUUACUUACUGUAUCAGAACAAUCAGAUAUGCAUAUAGGUGUUAUUAAUCAGCUCAAUGUAGAUUCUUCCAGCUCAUUGGAUGCUAAUGUACCGGCUAAUGAAGAGGUAUCACCCCAAUCUAUUAAUGUGUCCCUUUCCACUUCUGAGUCAUCACCUACUAGAAACACACAACAGUCCAGUGCUUCACGAUAUACUUCUUUAUUAUCUGCUCGAAAAUUCCUUCCCAAUAAUCUGUCUAUUGGUCUGCCAAGCUCACUAUCCUCCAUUAACCUGAACACCGUUUUUCGAUAUCCAUUAGGUACAUCCAUUUGGUACAAUGGUGAAUCUUUAUUUCGUUCAUUACCAGAUAUUAGUCGUAUGAUGAAUAGUAAUUCAUCACCGGAUCCUGAAGUCAGACAGUUUCUGCGUGAUCUUUUAGAUUACUUCACUCAUCUUGGAAAUUUUUCACCAGUACUAGAUUCUCGACUUGUUUUGUCUGUUGCUGCUGAAUACGAUGCAUAUGUACCGAGAUAUGGUGUAUGCUCACUAACAAAAAUAUAUCCUGAUGCUGAAAUUCGUGUACUACCUCAGUCAGGUCAUGUUGGCGCCUAUGUACGGAAUGCUAUUUGGACUAAUGAUUUUAGACAAGCAAUAACUGACUGCCUAAAUCGACAAGUGUAUUUGUACCACGAUGAGCCAGGACCAUUUGGUCGAACUAAAAUUUCUCAAAUUUGCUUACGGAAGUCUCAUCUGACCAAACGGGGAUUAACUUUGUCUUUAGAAACUUUUUGUUGA
Heterobilharzia americana is the source of this 1014-nucleotide messenger RNA. The record is from the annotation of a GenBank genome assembly. NCBI's taxonomy places the organism in Eukaryota, Metazoa, Platyhelminthes, Trematoda, Strigeidida, Schistosomatidae.